Peromyscus eremicus (cactus mouse) is the source of this 1435-nucleotide messenger RNA. It is a transcript of the gene Ust, whose product is annotated as uronyl 2-sulfotransferase. Gene Ontology annotation, cellular component: membrane. Gene Ontology annotation, molecular function: sulfotransferase activity. The transcript has 8 exons. NCBI's taxonomy places the organism in Eukaryota, Metazoa, Chordata, Mammalia, Rodentia, Cricetidae. Bases 90 to 1316 code for a protein of 408 amino acids. The record is from RefSeq and is a predicted model, not a curated record.
UGCAGCCGGUCGGCCAGGCGCUCCGGCUGGCGGCGGAUGGGUGACCUCUUCCUGGCCCGGGCGGGCUGUGCGAGGCGGCGGAGCCGGCGAUGAAGAAGAAGCAGCAACAGCAGCAGCAUCCCAGCGGCGGCGAGGAUCCCUGGCCCCAUGGGGUCCCUGUGGGGGGCGCCCCUCCGUGCCUGGGCAGCUGCAAGCGCCGGAUCCCGCUGCUGCCUUUCUUACGCUUCUCCCUCCGGGACUACGGUUUCUGCAUGGCCACCCUGCUGGUCUUCUGCCUAGGCUCCCUCUUCUACCAGCUCAGCGGAGGACCCCCUCGCUUCCUGCUCGACCUGCGACAGUAUCUGGGAAAUUCCACUUACUUGGAUGACCAUGGACCACCUCCUAGUAAGGUCCUUCCUUUCCCCAGCCAGGUGGUAUACAACAGAGUCGGCAAGUGUGGCAGCCGCACCGUGGUCCUGCUUCUGAGAAUCUUGUCAGAGAAGCACGGGUUCAAUUUGGUCACGUCAGACAUUCACAACAAAACCAGGCUUACUAAAAAUGAACAAAUGGAACUGAUUAAGAAUAUCAGCACCGCCGAACAGCCCUAUUUAUUCACGAGACAUGUUCACUUCCUCAACUUCUCCAGGUUUGGAGGAGACCAGCCCGUCUACAUCAACAUCAUUAGAGACCCCGUCAGUAGGUUUCUGUCAAACUAUUUUUUCCGUCGCUUUGGAGACUGGAGAGGGGAACAGAAUCACAUGAUCCGCACCCCCAGCAUGAGGCAAGAGGAACGCUACCUGGACAUCAAUGAGUGCAUUCUGGAAAACUACCCUGAGUGUUCCAACCCCAGGUUAUUUUACAUCAUUCCGUAUUUCUGUGGACAGCACCCCAGAUGUAGGGAGCCUGGCGAGUGGGCGCUGGAGCGUGCCAAGCUGAACGUGAAUGAGAACUUCCUGCUCGUGGGGAUUCUGGAGGAGUUGGAGGAUGUGCUACUUUUACUGGAAAGAUUCUUACCUCAUUACUUCAAGGGCGUGCUCAGCAUCUACAAGGACCCAGAGCAUAGGAAACUUGGCAACAUGACUGUGACCGUGAAGAAAACUGUCCCCUCGCCCGAGGCCCUGCAGAUCCUCUACCAGAGAAUGAGGUACGAGUACGAGUUCUACCACUACGUCAAAGAGCAGUUCCACCUGCUGAAGCGCAAGCUCGGACUGAAGUCUCGCACCAGACCUCCUCUGCGUCCACAGUUCUUCAUUCCCACCCCUCUGGAGACCGAGGAGCCAAUCGACGACGAGGAACAAGAUGAUGAGAAGUGGCUGGAAGACAUCUAUAAGAGGUGAUACCAGCGUGACGUCGCCACCGUGGCUGUGUCCCCGCGUCCCAGAAAGUUCUUUGGGGAAGAAAAAUUGUGAAGGGACUUUCAUUAAUGCUCGGGUGCAUUAAAAAGAACAAAACAUUC